Molecule: messenger RNA, 1221 nt
Organism: Caenorhabditis briggsae
Lineage: Eukaryota; Metazoa; Nematoda; Chromadorea; Rhabditida; Rhabditidae
Exons: 8
Coding region: 1-1221 (406 amino acids)
Biological process (GO): G protein-coupled receptor signaling pathway
Cellular component (GO): membrane; neuron projection
Molecular function (GO): peptide binding; G protein-coupled receptor activity
Source: RefSeq, a predicted model, not a curated record
AUGAUGUCUCCAUAUUUUGCCGGUUUCCUCUAUUUAGCCACAGUAAUAACCGGCCUAUUUGGGAAUAUUUGGGUCGUUUGCUCAGUAGCCAGAAGUCGGAAACCAAAAUCACUAAUGUCCAGAAGUUCGCCUUCAGAUCGAUUACGAGCUUAUAUUUCAGUGUUAGCAGUGAUCGAUUUAACAGUUUUGAUGGCUCUUUUAGUCAGAUCUCUUUAUCAUUUUUUACCACAUUUCAUGCUCGAUUCCAACAGUUGUCGAGCAAUGUUUGUACUAGAGAACAGUGUGAAAAUCACUUCGCUUACAGUACUUUCAUGUAUCUCUAUUGAGCGAUACAUUACAAUACGGAAGCCAUUCUGUAGUUCGCCGACAAUUCGUAAAUGCUACACCAAUCGGAGCCUCUAUAUUUGUUGGCCUUGUAAUUGGGCAAUCAUCUGUCAAAUCAAUUCAGUAACAGUAUCAACAGAUGGAAUGAAUUGUGUUCGAUCGUAUCGAGGAAAGGCUCUUCCACGAGUGGCUGCCUAUUUGACAGCUGUGGCUUUUUUAGUGGAUCUCACUCUGAUUUCUUUGAACUAUUCACAAAUUGUACGACAUGUAAGAAGGAAAUUCACAAAGAGGAGAGCUAGAGUGCAAGCUAAUUCAAGAGUCCGCGAAUCUCUAGUGAAUGAACCAAGAUACAUGAGAGAGAUGACAGCUGCAAUUGUUCGUGUUGGAGUGUUCCAUGUUGUAUGUUGGCUACCAAUGUCUCUGAUGCAGUUCAUCCCCGACAAUUCGAUUCAAUCGGAACUAACUGCUGGCAUUCGUUUGUUCAGUAACUUCCGGGACUUCAGUUUUACUCGAUGGUUAAUCUUCAUCGCCACCUGGCUUACCUCUACAAAUGCUGCUGGUGACUGGAUUUUCUACGCGGUUAUGAAUCGAGACCUUCGAAAUCUCAUUAGAUUUGCCACUGAACGGAGAAAACGAUCAACAAUGUCUCAUGCAGCGUCUCCAUCCACAAACCGAAGUCUUCGGCAACAAGUACCUCCAUCCAUGAAAGUUCUUCAUUCAAUCUCCUACCGAAGUUCAAUUGGAGGAUCAAUGGACGAUGCAGCUGGAGCAUCGUUCCUUCAAAGUUCUCCAAAAGAGUCAACAGUUUCACAAGAGCCAAACAGUCCAUAUGGAAUUCGAGCGAAGAUCAGUAUUUUAACGAGAAAAGGAUCGGACACCGAUGGAGAUAUGGUGUGA